AUGAACUGUGCCAUGAAUAUCUUGUGGACAUCUACUCUCCUUUUGAUUUUUGCUACCCAAACAUGCUUAAGUGCAGAGUGUACCAUACCUAUAAUCAUCAGAGGUGCUUGGUUCUCAUGGGAAAAUGGACGUAACACCCUGACAGAGUUGGAUGCAACCUCCAUGACUCAAAGAGGAGAGUGUGUUGAUAUCAAAGAUGCCUUCCAUGUCAACUAUACAAUGGUUUUCAGAAAGGGAGACUGUUUCACCUGUGUUAAAAUCAUCGUGAGAACUGUGAAUGUCUUAGAGAAAAUUGAAAGUUCUUGUAUCAGCAUUCCAGAACAUGAAGCCACUGUUGAGAAUGUCUGCAGAAGUUUGGAUCCUCAUCAACAACUUAUCACCCUGUUUUCUGAGAACUAUGUUCCAGUCAAUUGUAGAUCGUCACUGGAAGGGGUGUGGAAUUUUGCCUAUCAAAAUCGUUUCAAAUUCACAGGGGAAUGUAGGAAUCCUGAUGCACAGAUACGUUCCUGUCAAACUGCUGGGUCUCAGUUUCUGAUUACAAAUCAAAAGUUCAACAUCACCUAUAAGAAAUGUGAAGGGAUGACCGGCACCUUUGAUGGGGUCGUUGAAUACAGUUGCCUGGGUGAUUGGUUUGUUGACAAGAACCACUAUUUCGCGGUUGCCAAUACCAAGGAAUCCAGGAAAGAUGAAAAGUAUCGCUGUUUCUUGAAGAACAGAGACGACGAUUUGUACAUUGGUGUCUCGAUUACUGCCGAAUGCAAUACUUUGAAAACCGUUGAAAAAAGUCCAGAGAGGUUGCAUAUCACACCAGUGAAGUCCGAGGUUGUGGAAGCUGGUUGUCGCCUACCUCAAAACUUCUCCGGAGAUUGGAUCAACACCGCCAAUAUCGACGCUGACAUUUUCAUAAACGAGACGCACAUCAUUGAGACUUGGUAUCCGGAUGAGGGUCGUUACAGGAGGACCAUUUACGUGUGCCGCGAGCAAAGAGACUCUCGAGUGAUGAUGGCCAGAUUGACUGUAGAUGGAUGCCAAAAAGAUUACAUUUGUUUCGAUUUCGUUCCCCAGCAUCACAAUAUAAUUCGAUACAGAAGGGGUAUUGCAGUUAUAAAAGAUGACUUCAGUACAGUGUGUUCUUGGGUGCAAUUCCAAAAUAAGGCAAAAUGGAAGUACGACUUAUAUUUGAGAAAGAAUCCAGUACCGAUCAAGUGUCCCGUUGCUGGAAAAUUCAAUUUCACUCAGAAAGGAGAUGUGCCAUUUGAAACCAGAAUACUUGGCGGAGUUACACUCAGUCCACGUCCAAAUAUUUAUUGUAAACAAAACAUUUCUGACUUUUCUGUCUGCGAUGAGGAGCAAAAAGUAAUCUCAAUUGAUGAAAAUUACUGUUUAUCCGUAGACCAUCUUGGCAGACCUGUAGAUAUUUACAGCGACCCUGAUUAUCAAAUGAAAUGCAUUGGAUAUUGGAAAGAGAAUUUGAAAUCUUAUUUGAUAACAUACGACGAACUUGAUCCUUUUUCCAAAUACAGAUGUUGGGUUUAUCAAAGAGCAGAUCUAAAUAGAGUAUUGAUGUCACAAGCUAUUGGUCCAUUUUGUGAUUUGAAACAAGAUGUCUCAUCCUGGAACUACACAGAGGGAGCCUCAGUAGCUAUUGAAAUGCAGGAGUAUGAAAGAGAACGUGAUCAGUGCCCUAUGGACUUCGAUGAUGGUACUAAUCCAUGGCUGCACAGAGAAAACAACAUAGAAGUUUUUGACUUUGGAUAUUUCCGAAGUAGUUCAAAUGACCUGUCGGCAUUAUCUCUUCUGGCGCAAGUUGUCAUGAUUUUGCCAGGUCUCAGGAUUGUGUUGUGA
Molecule: messenger RNA, 1845 nt
Organism: Phaedon cochleariae (mustard beetle)
Lineage: Eukaryota; Metazoa; Arthropoda; Insecta; Coleoptera; Chrysomelidae
Source: the annotation of a GenBank genome assembly